CCUUAUAGCUGUGAUCAGUGUGGCAAGGGUUUUACUAAUUCAAGAAAGCUGGUAUCACACCAGAGAAUACACACAGGAGAGAAGCCUUAUAGCUGUGAUCAGUGUGGGAAGAGUUUUACUCGGUCAACCAACCUGGUAUCACACCAGAGAACACACACAGGAGAGCAGCCUUAUAGCUGUGAUCAGUGUGGCAAGAGUUUUACUAAUUCAAGAAACCUGCUUUCACACCAGAGAACACAUACAGGAGAGAAGCCAUAUAGCUGUGAUCAAUGUGGCAAGAGUUUUACUCAGUCAAGCAACCUGGUAUCCCACCAGAGAACACACACAGGAGAUCAGCCAUAUAGCUGUGAGCAAUGUGGAAAAAGCUUUUCUUGGAUAGGACACCUUAAAGGACACCAGAGAACACACACAGGAGAGAAACCUUAUAGCUGUGAUCAGUGUGGGAAGAGUUUUACUCGGUCAACCAACCUGGUAUCACACCAGAGAACACACACAGGAGAGCAGUCAUAUUGCUGUGAUCAAUGUGGCAAGAGUUUUGCUCAGUCAAGUAGCCUGGUAUCACACCAGAGAAUACACACAGGAGAGCAGCCAUAUAGCUGUGAUCAGUGUGGCAAGAGUUUUACUCAGUCAAACAACCUGGUAUCACACCAGAGAACACACACAGGAGAGAAGCCUUAUAGCUGUGAUCAGUGUGGCAAGAGUUUUACUCAUUCAAGUAAUCUGAAAACACACCAGAGAACACACACAGGAGAGAAGCCUUAUAGCUGUGAUCAGUGUGGCAAGAGUUUUACUUCAUUAAGCAACCUGGUAUCACACCAGAGAACACACACAGGAGAGAAGCCUUAUAGCUGUGAUCAGUGUGGCAAGAGUUUUACUCAGUCAAGCAACCUGGUAUCACACCAGAGAACACACACAGGAGAGCAGUCAUAUAACUGUGAGCAAUGUGGGAAAAACUUUUCUCAGGGAGAAAGCCUUGAAGAGCACCAGAGAACACACACAGGAGAGAAGCCUUAUAGCUGUGAUCAAUGUGACAAGAGAUACUCUCAUUCAAGUGGUCUGAUUAAACAUCAGAAAAUACAUGCAGGAGAUCCAAUGCGUAAUUAA
Molecule: messenger RNA, 1104 nt
Organism: Salvelinus sp. IW2-2015
Lineage: Eukaryota; Metazoa; Chordata; Actinopteri; Salmoniformes; Salmonidae
Product: zinc finger protein 271-like
Biological process (GO): regulation of transcription by RNA polymerase II
Molecular function (GO): RNA polymerase II cis-regulatory region sequence-specific DNA binding; DNA-binding transcription factor activity
Source: RefSeq, a predicted model, not a curated record